GGCGAGGAGGCCGCGCCAGUGACAGCGAUGGCGGCGGAGUCGGCGCUCCAAGUUGUGGAGAAGCUGCAGGCGCGCCUGGCCGCGAACCCGGACCCCAAGAAGCUAUUGAAAUAUUUGAAGAAACUCUCCACUUUGCCCAUUACAGUAGACAUUCUUGCGGAGACUGGGGUUGGGAAAACAGUAAAUAGCUUGAGAAAACACGAGCAUGUUGGAAACUUUGCCAGGGAUCUAGUGGCCCAGUGGAAGAAGCUGGUUCCUGUGGAAAGAAACAUUGAGUCCGAUGAACAGGAUUUUGAGAAGAGCAAUUCCCGGAAGCGCCCUCAGGAUGCCCUUCAGAAGGAGGAGGAGAUGGGGGGCGACUACCAAGAAAACUGGAAAGCCUCUGGUAGCCAUUCCUACAGCCCUGACCACAGACAGAAAAAACACAGAAAACUCUCAGAGCUAGAGAGACCUCACAAGGUGUCUCACAGUCAUGAGAGGAGAGAGGAGAGAAAGAGGUGUCACAGAGUGUCACCAGCUUCCUCUUCAGACCAUGAAUCUUCUGAUUAUGGCCACGUUCAGUCCCCUCUGUCUUCUGCCAGUCCUCAUCAGGUGUACGUGGACCAUUACAGAUCCCUGGAGGAGGACCGUGAGCCCAGUGUCCCACACCAGAAGCCUGGAAAAGGCCACAGGAAUGCCUUUCAGGACAGACUGGGGGUCAGUCAUGAACAACACCUGGCUGAACCCCAGAGCAAAGGGGUUGUGAAUCAAAACAAGGAGCACAAGUCUUCCCACAAGGAAAAACGCUCCAUGGACGCCAAGAGUGACGAGAAGUCCUCUGCUCUGAGCAGAGAGAAAUCCCACAAGGCCCUUUCUAAAGAAGAGAACCGAAGGCCACUCCCAGGGGACAGUGCAAAGGAGAAACCGCCCUCUAGUGUUGUAAAGAAAGAGAAGGAAAGAGAGGGCAGCAGCCUCAAGAAGAAGUGUGUACCCUCCUCAGAGGCUGCUUCAGACAACCACCUUAAAAAGCCAAAGCACAGAGACAUGGAGAAAACCAAAUCAGACAAGAACAAGCAAGGUCUGGACAGCUUAGACAUAGGAAAAGGGGCAGGAGACCUGUUGCCCAAGGUAAGAGAGAAGGUUUCUAACAACCUGAAGGCUCAAGAAGGGAAAGCAAAGACCUCUAAUUCAGAGGGAAAGUCUCUGGGCCGCCUCCCUAAAGUUGACGAGGCAGAUUUGGAUGAUGAAUUUGAGCAGCCCACCAUGUCGUUCGAGUCUUACCUCAGCUAUGACCAGCCCCGGAAGAAAAAGAAAAAGACUGUGAAAACUUCAGCCACAGCAUUUGGAGGAAAAGGACUUAAAAAAAGUGAUUCUAAAAGCACUAGUAAAAACUUGGACUCAGUUCAGAAGUUACCUAAGGUGAAUGAAAACAAGUCAGAGAAGCUGCAGCCGGCUGGAGCCGAUUCAGCCAAGCUAAGAAAGGUCCCCACUGAGGCAUUGCCAGUGUUGCCAGACCUCCCAUUACCCAUGAUUCAGACCAAUUACCGUCCACUUCCUUCCCUCGAAUCGAUGUCUUCCUUCCAACCAAAGCGAAAAGCAUUCUCUUCACCCCAGGAAGAAGAAGAAGCUGGAUUCACUGGACGCAGAAUGAAUUCCAAGAUGCAGGUGUAUUCUGGUUCCAAGUGUGCCUAUCUCCCCAAGAUGAUGACUUUGUACCAGCAAUGCAUCCGAGUACUUAAAAAUAACAUUGAUUCAAUCUUUGAAGUAGGAGGAGUCCCAUAUUCUGUUCUUGAACCCAUUUUAGAGAGGUGUACACCUGAUCAGCUCUAUCGCAUAGAGGAAUAUAAUCACGUAUUAAUUGAAGAAACAGAUCAAUUAUGGAAAGUUCAUUGUCACCGAGACUUUAAGGAAGAAAGACCAGAAGAAUAUGAGUCAUGGCGGGAAAUGUACCUGCGGCUUCAGGAUGCCCGAGAGCAGCGGCUACGAGUAUUAACGAAGAAUAUCCAAUUUGCACAUGCCAAUAAGCCCAAAGGCCGAAGAGCAAAGAUGGCCUUUGUCAACUCUGUGGCCAAGCCACCUCGUGACGUCCGAAGGAGGCAGGAGAAGUUUGGAACAGGAGGAGCAGCAGUCCCUGAGAAAGUCAGGAUUAAGCCAGCCCCGUACCCCACAGGAAGCAGCCAUGCUCCUGCCAGCAGUGGCAGCAGCAACAGCUUUAACCCCAGCCCCGAGGAGCCGGCCUAUGAUGGCCCAAGCACCAGCAGUGCCCAUUUGGCACCGGUGGUCAGCAGCACUGUUUCCUAUGAUCCUAGGAAACCGACUGUGAAGAAGAUUGCCCCGAUGAUGGCCAAGACGAUUAAAGCUUUCAAGAAUAGAUUCUCCCGACGAUAAACUGAGGACUUGCUUUGGAGAUGGAAUUGGGGGUGGCAGGAAUACAAAGACAAUGGGAGUUGUGGAAUGGAACUUCCAAAGGAGACUGGAAUUUUUUGCUUUAUGGAAACUUUUGAUCUCUGAAUCCUGCACAGUUUGCUGGUGUUUCCCCCGCGAACCUGCGUGCCACAGCCCCUGCCCCUGCCUGGAGCACACUUCAGAAUUCUGAAGAAGAUGUGAAGCCUCAGUCUCACUGAGGAUUUUAAGGUCAAUUAUACUUUUGUUGUUAAUUAGCAUCUUUGUAAACUAUAAGACAUAGUUUUAAUUAAUAAAUAUUGCCCCCAGAUUGUAUUUAUAUUGCCCCCCAGGUUUUUUUGUUUUUUGUUUUUUGUCCUCUACCACACACUUAGCCUUUUAUUUUCUGGGUCCUUUAUUAAAGUUAGAUGAAAGCCAUUCCCUGGUCUCAGUUCAGCUCUCCUGAAUGGACUCUGGUCCAGAGGGAGAACUGGGCGUUCCCUGAGCCUGUGUGGUGCCUGCUGCACAUAGGGUGAGGAGUGAGUGCCAGACUGCCUGUCCUAGAGGGAGCCUCAGCGUGAACAUAGGACGUGUUCAGGUGGACUCCUCAACUCUGAGACCCUUCUCAGUGUUGCUCUGAGUUCCUGUGCAGGUAUAUUUCUUUCUUCCUCAUUAAACAGUCUUUAUUAAGGGAGGUUAUUCAUAGAAGUCUUGUUUUUCCCCUAUCCUGCUUUUUUUUUUUCCCCUGAAGGCUCACUAUAGAACACAGAACCUUGGGAGAUCAAUUUGCACAGAACCCAGCAUUUUUACAAUUUGCCAUUUCUCACUCAUAAUUUUCGGGUGUUUCCCCUUCCCUGUCUUUCCUUCUUUCCACCAGCAUGGAGGAAAAACACAGACAUGGCAAGUCUUUUCAUAGCCCCAAAUAUGACUUUGUAGAGUUUUAAAAUCCAGCACUUUAAUCUCUUGUUCUUAUGAAUUGCUAUUAGAGAUGAAUGAUUUUAAAAGUUGUAAUGCUGUGUUGGAAGUUGGUUUUGUGUUUGCCUUUUCUUUAAAAGGUAAGAUCAUGCGAUUGGAAGAGCACAAUACUUUGCUGUGUUUGGUAGAGAACUUGGCAGCUGAAGCUACCCCUACCUUUUGAGUGUUUAAGCCAGAAUUUUCAGGGAAGGGCUAACUUAGGGAACGUUUCUGUGCUGCAGCAUGAGGAUGGGGGAAAAUUGAAUGGGCAUCCAUCAAGUUGGGAUGGGAGGCUCUCAUUUUCCAGUUGACAUAGGAACAAGAUCAGAAUUCGGAGAGGGCUGGCUGGUUGGCUCAGUUGGUUAGAGCACGGUGUUAUAACAAGGUCAAGGGUUUAGGUCCCUGUACCAGCCAGCUGCCAAGAAAACAAAAAACAAACCAGAAAAGAACUCAGACAGAGGGCAGUGUCAGCCCCCCUUUUGGCUGUCAAAGAACACAGCUCUAGUAGUAACCCACUUGGUUAUAACCCAGGUGGAAGUAGAUGCUAUAAAUUUGAGAUGCCCAUCCUUAAGAAACCCAGCAGACUGAGGAGAUGGUUAGUGUGACAGCCUGAGCUUGGCAGUCAGUCCCCUUGACAAGCUCUCUCAUAAAAUGGAGCCCACUGUUUUUAACCAUCCUGAAAACCUCAGGCUAACUUUGGAUUCCAGAGCAAUGCAGGACAUCUGUGCAGCAAAAGCUGUACACUGUUCAGUGUGUGUUGCUGUGCAGGGUGCCUGUUGCAAUAGGACACAAAUACUGCUGUUUUAAUUUGCUGUAUUUUUGAAUUGGGUAAAGCAUUCUUUCUCUCGAUCACUCGUAUUACCAUUCCACCCCUGUCCUCUAGCCUGCUCCCCAAAUCUAAUAUUAGGAAGCCUCUUACCUGAAACCAAAUGAACAUUUAGGUUGGGUGCCAGAUAUUUGGUACUUAGGAUAGUUUUCUCUAGGUGUCCGCCAUCUUGAAUUUGUGUCUUAGCUGUGUGUUCAAGUCUUUGUCAUUUGAAACCAAUUUUUCAUAUUUCAGAUUCAGUUGUGUAUGAGUUAAUUUCCCUUAGAGUCUUUAGGCAGGAAGGGAAGAAAGGACACAUAUUUGUUCAUCCCAAUAUCAGUAUCCAUUUUUGGCACAUAAAGAUUUUUGAUGAACCCUGUUUGCAUAGAGCCAGAUCUUUCCCCUCCGCCUUCAAGAGUGUCUGCAUCAGGGAUGUGACUUGAGAAGAGUAAAGGGAGGAGAGGAAGAACCGAAUUUUUAAAUGACCUCCUCACCCAGCUUAUUGAAAUGGCUGCAGAGCAGACAUAGGAUGAUGUUGAACCUUUGGUCUCAUUUGUGACAACUUGUGCAAUUUUUUUCUGUUCUACACUACAUAUGAAUUACUGAUUACAAAUCACCCUUUUGUGAUCCUUGGUGUAAUAAGCAGUUGCUUUGGGGCUUUUUCUUUCUGGGAAGUGGGAGGGAAAGGAGCAAGGUGUCAUCCUGCUCCUCAUUUGUAUUUUGGUCCCAAAAUGUAAAUACAAUUUUCUAUGUUACUUUUUUGUGGUAACUACCAAGAUGAAUAUUUUAAUUAGAUAAGUUAUAUGAAAAGGAAAAUUCCAUGUCUAAAUAAAAACCAAAACACAUA
This is a messenger RNA of Galeopterus variegatus (Sunda flying lemur), 4967 nucleotides long. RefSeq names its product transcription elongation factor B (SIII), polypeptide 3 (110kDa, elongin A) (gene ELOA). Bases 28 to 2367 code for a protein of 779 amino acids. NCBI's taxonomy places the organism in Eukaryota, Metazoa, Chordata, Mammalia, Dermoptera, Cynocephalidae. Gene Ontology annotation, cellular component: nucleus; elongin complex. The transcript has 11 exons. Gene Ontology annotation, biological process: transcription elongation by RNA polymerase II. Gene Ontology annotation, molecular function: protein binding. The record is from RefSeq and is a predicted model, not a curated record.